Molecule: messenger RNA, 1040 nt
Organism: Condylura cristata (star-nosed mole)
Lineage: Eukaryota; Metazoa; Chordata; Mammalia; Eulipotyphla; Talpidae
Gene: CTNNBIP1
Product: catenin, beta interacting protein 1
Exons: 4
Coding region: 302-547 (81 amino acids)
Biological process (GO): negative regulation of Wnt signaling pathway
Cellular component (GO): cytosol; nucleus; beta-catenin destruction complex
Molecular function (GO): beta-catenin binding
Source: RefSeq, a predicted model, not a curated record
CUGCUGCACCUGGCGCUGCUGCUGCCUGGGUUCUUGGGGGGCACGAGGGCCCCGUGCCCCUCCCCCUCACUGCUCCCCUUGGAGCCUGGCCCGGGAGUGGCCUCUUGACUCACGGGGCUUUAAGCAGAGGGCGCCGUCCUGGUGUCUGGGGGCAGGGAGCCGAUUCCUCGGCCUGUGCGACCUCAGCCCCAGCCAGCGCCCGCGCGGGGCACCGCUGCAUGGAAAGCCCUGGGCUCUGGGCUCCAGAGCCAACCUGCGGCGACUGCAGCACCUUGCCGGGGUCUACAGAGCUGUCCAGGGGAUGAACCGCGAGGGGGCUCCCGGGAAGAGUCCGGAGGAGAUGUACAUCCAGCAGAAGGUCCGGGUGCUGCUCAUGCUGAGGAAGAUGGGCUCGAACCUGACGGCCAGCGAGGAGGAGUUCCUGCGCACCUACGCGGGCGUGGUCAGCAGCCAGCUCAGCCAGCUGCCUCCGCACUCCAUCGACCAGGGUGCAGAGGACGUGGUGAUGGCGUUUUCCAGGUCGGAGACGGAGGACCGGAGGCAGUAGUGCGAGCCCCUUGGCACACCCUGGACGACAGCGAGGGCCAGAGCUGCGAGGGCUCCGCUCCGCCAGUGGCAGCAGACCCCUGCCCGCCUCCCCUCCCCCGCAGCCCCCACCCCCACCCCCCCUCGGCCUGGGGGCGCACGGAGCCGCCAUGGCGCGGUAGGGAUGGACUCACGAUUGGCUGCAGGAAGAAACCUUUUGAUUUUUAAAUCUUGACCAACAGAAACCUUUUAUUUUUAUUCCUGACUUUUUUUUUUUUUUAAUUUGCGCCUGGAACGUGGCUUCCCCGGAAGCUGCCUGCGCUCUGGUGCUUGGUUAGGUCACUUGUUAGGGAUGAGAAGAGGCCCAGAAGCCGCUUAAACUGGAAGAGGGGGCCGCGGGCUGGCCGUGGCUCGGCCGCAGGUGCUGUGCUGACAGCAGCUUCUCGCGCGACGCUGAGGACAGGGUCUGGGACACAGGUUGUUAUUUGACUUGAAAAAAAACAGAAAGAAAACCA